AUGCAACAACAACCACCACCAUUCAAUCACACCAUUAUUGACGAAGAUGAUCUAGUGGCAUUAUUACCACUUACCGAAUCUUCAUCUAGCAUCAACAAUAAUUCUCAAGUCGUAGGUUCAACCUCGACCACUGUAACAACAACAAUGCUCCCAGCUGAGAUUCAUGACACUUCGUUCAAGCAACAACAACAACAACUUUUAAUGGAUGAAUCCAACAACCCGACGGCUGAGGAAGACACUUUUAUCAUACCUCGACUUCCUUUGACCGUUACGACUUCCUCCUUUACUUAUCGAUCAUCAUCACCAAAGACGUUGUCUGGUAUGACAACAUCAAUGGUGGACAAUACCACCAUUUCCACUCAUUCUUCACAACCAACCAUGCAACAACAACGUGUCACUCCAGGUAGUAGCCACACAAAAUCGUCAUCUUCAGCCACAUCUAUACAUGCAAAUUCAGUCAGUACUACUCAUUCGACGUCGAGUCCUCUCACACUCAUGGUAAAAUAUGUAAAUUCGAAUAAUGGAAAGGAAUUAUAUAGCACAUUAAUAAGAAUGGAGAAAUAUCCUGAAUCGCUAGAAUUCGUUCAACAAGUCACAUUGAAAAGGUGGAAUGAUAAGUGUGAAAUUGUGAAUACAAAUCUACAACCAACAACACACCACCUUAAAACAUCUUCUCCAUCCUCAAUAAUCUUAACCGGAUCUUCGAUUUGGAAAAAGCGAGAAACUCCAUUUUCAAGAAUAAGAGUUCAAUGCACGGAUCGAUUUAAUUCCCGAAUUCAACUAGAUUUAGAUAACACGUUUUUGAAAGAUUUUAAUCUCAAAGAGAAUGAUUUGCUGUGGGUUCUUGUUUGA
Naegleria lovaniensis is the source of this 852-nucleotide messenger RNA. RefSeq lists its product as uncharacterized. The record is from RefSeq and is a predicted model, not a curated record. Bases 1 to 852 code for a protein of 283 amino acids. NCBI's taxonomy places the organism in Eukaryota, Heterolobosea, Eutetramitea, Acrasida, Naegleriidae. The transcript has a single exon.